This is a messenger RNA of Fusarium odoratissimum NRRL 54006, 2519 nucleotides long. RefSeq lists its product as uncharacterized. The record is from RefSeq and is a predicted model, not a curated record. The transcript has 2 exons. NCBI's taxonomy places the organism in Eukaryota, Fungi, Ascomycota, Sordariomycetes, Hypocreales, Nectriaceae. Bases 220 to 1128 code for a protein of 302 amino acids.
ACAGAAACUCGGCCACUUCCACACAAUCAGAUGCUUUGCAAUGGCGCUGGGAGGGAUCCCAGCUACGUAAUAAUGGAUGUCUUGCGCAAGCUUAGUGCCCAUACACCAGAAGCCACUUAAACCCCGAAUUCCUCACCCAGUUUACCUAUCCCCUCCAUGAACCUUAAUUCUCACAUCUUCGUUAUUUUCUUGACAAUAUUCGUAUAAACCUAAGUAACCAUGGGUGCAAAAUCAGGAACCGCGCUCAAGUUCCUUCAAUGGUUCAUUCGUGGCAUUCAAUUUGCCUGUGCAGCCCUCAUCCUUGCCAUUUACUCCUACUUCUUAGCCACGCUCCAUAACCACAACCUUCACAUCAGCGAUACCAUCCGCGCUGUGGAGGGUAUCUCUGGUGUAGCUGUUCUUUACACUGCUGCAGCUCUGGUGCUUGUCUGCUGCCUCGCUGGUCGUACACUUUCUUCUCUCCUCGCGAUUAUCUUGGAUGUCGCCUUCAUUGGUGCAUUUAUUUAUGUUGCUGUUGCCAACAAGGGUGGUGCCAGCAGCUGCACUGGCUAUCUCGACACUCCCUUUGGUAAAGGAAAAGCUGGAAACACUGCUGAGGGAAGUGAUGGAUUCACUGCUUUGCCAAGUUACCGCACGGCUUGCAAGCUCCAGUCUGCUUGUCUAGCUGUUUCCAUCAUCGCCAUUAUCUUCUUCAUAUUCUCCAUUGUGAUCGAGGUUGCCCUUGCUCGCCACCACCGCAAGGAGAAGCGCUUCGGCCCCAGUCCUGCUAACGAUUACACCUCGGGUUAUGGUGCCAAGGGUGGUUUUCUGGGCCGUCUUUUCCGUCGUCGCAAGACUGCUGCCGCCGAAGAAGGUCAUGACUUGCCGGAGCAUACUCAUCCUGAUCAGCUCGAUACAUAUCGUCAGAGCCAUACCACAGAUCGCACCGCCGUCAACAACUACCCUGACAAUACCUACAACAAGUACGAUAACACCGGCUUCAGUUAUCAAGACACCAAGUAUGGGCGCCAGGACGGUUAUGGUCAGAUUCACUACCCUGAGCCUGAGUAUGGUGUCACUCAACCGCCCGCUCGUCAGACCGAGAAUCCAAACUAUCGCUACGAAGACGGUGUCUAUGAUCGCAAUUAAAAUAGAACGAAAGAAACUGGAAAUCUGAAUUGAAAAACUGCACAGAAUGAUGCCCCGAAUGUUGCUCCCAGCAAAAUCAACAGGUUGCUCAUGAAUAUUCACAUUAUGUUAGAUAAUAGGGCUUGGUUAGCCUGCUUAAUGAUUAAUCAUAUGUAUUUUGAUCUUCUCAAAGCCGUGAUAAUAGUGAUGAGCCGUUUUUUUCACUGAUGAACGUCCAAUUCAAAGCUUCUGUUCACAUUUUCUUUUUACCUUAAACUAUCUCUUAGUUUAAUUUUUCUCCGGGGUCUUUUGUCGCUUGAACACUUUAUACCCAUCUGACGGGCUGAUCUCUUCGCUUUAAUCUCUUCCAUCUCCAUAUCAUCGCAGAGCCAGGCUUGAAUAGGUAUCAAAGAGGUUGAACAGUUACAUUCCAUGCCAAAAAGCUGAUGUAACGGGAAACCCACAAUCUUCGAGUCUUCACGGAAAGUAAACAAACAACUUGCUGUUUGCCAUCGCCAUAUCAAUCAAAAGCGCCCAAGCAAGAACCCUUUUAUGUAACAAGCUUACCAGACCUCACCCGGCUCUAGUUCGCUCAUGCCAUCGUCACCUCCCCCAUCUGUCCAAUUCAACUCCAGCUUCUCAAGUUCCCUGGAGAAAAAGUCCUGCUCGUCUCGCAUGGCAGCUCUAAUGUCUGGUGCGAUCUUGUCUGGGUACCGGCGAAGGUUAAGCCAGUGUGUUAGGCUGCGCAAUGCUUGUUCUAGGGGAAGCGCUGCGUCUACUUCGGCAUCCACGUCACUUCCCGCAAGCCAUUCGUCCUUCAGCUCCGGUCGACAGUGCAGAUAUAUCGCCGUGAUCACCCGCAUAUUGCUCUGGCGCCACUUACGGCCGCAGUAGGGAACCUGGUUCUUGAACAACUUAAGCGUGUAAAGGCGUAGUUCUGGUUGAGGUACUUUGAGAGACUUCCUAAGGAUUGUUGACGACUUGUAUUGGACAAGCAGCAAGUUUCGGUGUGCUUUGUUUUUGCAAAUCUUUUGCAUCACUCUCAAGUAAUUAAUGAGGGAGAAGAAGUUGCGGCGCGAGAAGUCUGUGAUAGGCUCUGUCGGUUGUUGAUUGAGGGGAUAGCCAAGCUCGUCUACCUCGGGUCUCGUUGAAGUAGCGUGGUCAUCACUGUUGGAAUCUGUGUCAUCGUCGUUUUGCGCAGUUGGCGAUCGUCUUCUCCUGAUUGGCGGGGGGGCAGCUUCGUCUUCACUCUCUUCUAUCUCUUCGUCAUCCCCUUCAUCUUCCUGCACCGAGUCUGCAGCUGCCUUAUCUCUAGAUUGCGACAACAGGCUACAGAAAUGGAAGAAACUAGGAAUAUUAGCAGACUGGUUCUAAACUCCCAAGCAUUACCCCAUACCUAUUUUCAGCGCGGU